CCUGCUCUACCACAGUUAUACGACCUUGUGAGUCGCCGCACGUGGAAAGUUGGGACGGUGGGAUGGGUUCUUGCCGGUAUUUUAUCACUACCCCGAUAUUCUACGUCAAUGCCGGCCCACACCUCGGCCAUCACCACACUGUGGUGCUAGCUGAUUCGCUGCACAGACUACACAGGCUGCUUGCUCCGAGUAGCCCUACAAUAUUUUCUACGGGCACAGAUGAACAUGGUCUGAAGAUACAGCAAGCUGCUUCUAAAGCCAAGCAAGAUGAACUGUCUUUCUGCAACAGAAUAUCAAAACAGUUCAAGGACCUCUUUGACAGCACUGGCAUCACAUACACCGACUAUGUUCGAACAACAGAAGAAAGGCAUAAAGCAUGUGUCAGACAUUUUUGGGAAGUGCUGCAGAAGAAAGAGCACAUAUACACUGGUACAUACAAGGGAUGGUAUUCAACCCAAGAAGAGCUAUUUCUCUCUGAUUCUGAGAUCAAAGAGGUUCCAAAAGAAGAUGGAACUCCACAAAAAAUAAGCAUAGAGUCUGGCCACCCUGUAGAAUGGAUGGAAGAGAAGAACUAUGUCUUCCGCCUUUCCCGGUUUCAAGAUGACUUAAUUCAUUGGCUGAAAUCCCCAGGUGUUGUCAAGCCAGCCAAGUUCCAAGACCUCCUGGUACACUGGAUUAGGGCAGGACUCCAAGACCUGUCUGUAUCCAGACAGAGCUCACGUGUCAAGUGGGGCAUCAUGGUUCCAGGGGAUGAGACACAGACUAUAUAUGUAUGGCUCGACGCUCUAGUCAACUACCUCACUGUCAGUGGUUACCCAGGCCCAAACCACAGUUGGCCUCCGGACUGCCAUGUUAUCGGAAAGGACAUCUUAAAAUUUCAUGGCAUCUACUGGCCGGCUUUCUUAAUAGCAGCUGGGCUGGAGCCACCACGGAGUAUCCUCUGUCACUCACAUUGGACAGUUAACAACGAAAAGAUGUCGAAAAGCAAGGGCAAUGUCUUGUGUCCUGUGAAGAAAGUGGACAAGUACACUGCUGACGGCAUCCGGUACUUUCUACUCAGAGAAGGUGUUCCACAUUCGGAUGGCAAUUUCAACAGUGUCAAGGUUCAGCGACUGCUGAAUGCUGAACUGGCUGACACCCUUGGAAAUCUGCUAAGCAGAUGCACGGCCCCCCUGGUGAACAAGCAGCAGAUAUUCCCUGCCUACAACAGCAAGAGCUUUGAAGAGUUGCCAGACGGUCAGAAAGUCCUCGUGGAACUGCAAGGUCUUCCUGACAAAGUGAAGGCAAGGUACCUUGAAGGCAACAUCUACCAAGGCCUCGACGAGGUGAUGCACGUUCUGCGGCGGACGAACGCCGUCGUUCAAGAUGCCAAACCCUGGGAGCUGGCCAAGUCUCCGGAUGCUGGACAUCGUUUGGAUGCUGUGUUGCACAUGGCCCUCGAAGUGCUCAGGGUGUCCGCCAUCGUUCUGCAGCCCGUGAUUCCGGUGCUUUCGACAAGGAUCCUGGACAAGCUGCAAGUCGGCGGCGACGAACGAACGUGGUCCUGCGCCGAGACUCCCGACGUCCGACAGAGGCCGCUCACGACAGACAAGACGCACGUGUUUUCUAGGCUUCGAACUGCGAGCACGUAACUUUUCAAGGUUAGUUUUAGGACAAAUAAAGGGUUGUAGAUAGUG
Molecule: messenger RNA, 1676 nt
Organism: Ixodes scapularis (black-legged tick)
Lineage: Eukaryota; Metazoa; Arthropoda; Arachnida; Ixodida; Ixodidae
Gene: MetRS-m
Product: methionine--tRNA ligase, mitochondrial
Exons: 12
Coding region: 63-1631 (522 amino acids)
Biological process (GO): methionyl-tRNA aminoacylation
Molecular function (GO): ATP binding; methionine-tRNA ligase activity
Source: RefSeq, a predicted model, not a curated record